AUUCAUUCAUUCAAUCGGCCGGCGGCGUUGCGUGGAGGAGGUGUUGUAUCGCGCACCGUAAUGGCGGGAUUUCGUGUAAACUAAAAGUUUCUUCGAAACUUCCCCAACACAAAACCAUGAACUAAACUAACGUUAAACUAAAGCAAAGUACUACAAAACGUAUAUUUCGUUCGAAACCGGCAGUUUUUAGUGAAAGUUCACCGGUCAGGAUGUCGGUUAAUUCAAAGUGGCGGUUACCUGGCGUUUUUUGUGUUGUGUGUUGAAUGGAUGUCUGAAUUUAAUUCGCGGUAGAGAGAUGGGCGAGUAGUAAACCCAGCAUCGUAUGGACUUACACGAUGCCUUUCGUACAGCGUGUGGUGGAGCCGAAGUUUGUGUCGCGGACCAGCUUGCGCGAUGCGGAUGGGCGGCCGAAGGUCUCUGAUGAAGAGUUGCAGGCGGUGACUAACUGCACGCUGAGCAAUGCGCUGCGGCAACUGGCGUCGCUGGUGCUCCUGGCUGAGGACAUCUUCAGCGAGCUGACGGUGACCCUGGAGGGCAUCACGGAGCGGUCCAAGGCCGCGCAGACCAAGAUCGACAGGAUCUCGGCGCUCGUCGACCAGUAUGACCCCAAGAAGGUCCCAGUCCCGGAGGGCAGCCUGUCGGACUUUGCUAUACGCAAAGUGCACUUCACGGCGACCAGAUCCCUCCGGAAAGAGCUCUUCACACCUGACACAAGGCCGCCCAGUCUCCGCAACCUCUACGGCAAGGCGGGCAGCGAGCGCCUCUCCACGUCAGUCCUGGACCAGCUCCGGAAAGACUCCGAGCACUCGCCCUUCCUCAUCUGCACUCCAGUCCUGACGGCCAAGCGGAGGCGGAUCCUGCAGCGGGUCAAUGUGGAGAUCGAGACGCACAUUCCAUCGGUAGUCGAGAGCCUCCGCAAAUGGACGUCCAGAGAAGCCAUGGGCGAGGUGUCCGUCCUGCCAGAUUCUUCCCUCCGGAUCUCCAGCGGCGUGACCUUGACCCCGGAUGAACUCUCGGAGUACGGGUCAGGGGAAGACGAGCCCAUCGACCACAGACUGCCGAGUCCUGAGGAGCAGAUGAGCGUCAUCGCUUCUAAAUUCCCGCCAGAAUUAGUAGCGAUCGACACUUCCGGAAAGUUCUUCGACCGGAUGUGCACGUCCCGGAAGUCGCUUGUGCAGCUCGAGACCACGGGAGAGACAGACACGGUCAAACGUAGAACCCGCAGUCGAAAGCCUAGGGGUAAAAGACGGAACACCAUAUCUGGCACUGAUCAAAAAGAGCUUAGAGAGGCAAUAGCUGGCGACGACACAAACGCUGUGGAAGCCGAAGAGACUGCGGAUAGCACUGUGAUCCGAUCGCGGUCGAGCGAUCUGCUCAAGAAGAGUCCCAUAGACCCCAUUGUCAAAAAGGGACACUUCAACUCCCUCAAGCAAUGGGGCAAGAGUAGGUUAAGAAUGAUCGGCCGGUCGCCGAGCGCCAGUAGAGAUAGCUUUAGAGAUUCCUUAAGGUCAGAGAAGAGUAAAGAGACUAAAUCCCCGACGCGAGCAGAAGAGACGACCAUGCAGGAGACAGUGACGAUGAGACGGAAACGCCCCAGUGAUGAGGACAGGAGGUCGCAUCAGCGUUGUGCGUCAUACUCCUCCUCAGAAAAGAGCAUAGGCAUCCCCACUGCCGUGCAGACCACAGCGACCAUCAACAGUGGAGUGAAGCUGCGGGGCACAGCUACAACCAGAAGGCUCAGACGCUCAGGCAUCGGAAAGGAUGACAUUCACUCGUCCAGUGGAAACUGGUCCGCUAGCUCCGAGUCAGGACGAACGAGCAUCGGCUCAGAGAUCACUACCACAACUGUGCCGCCUAAAAGCACAACCUCCGCCGGAACCUCCAACAACUCACUAAACAUUAACCACCAUGGUCCUCCCAGUUCCAUCAUCAGCAGGAGAAGGUUCCUUAACACCUCUGGUUCGGGUAGCGUCACUAGCGAAGGAACCCUGACUCCAGACAUUAUACACGAUUUACACGAAGAUCUGGAGACCAGCUCAGAGUUCUCAUGUGACACGGAAGGGUACUACACAUCGUUCCAUAUGGAUUCCGGAUUGAAGACGUUGAAAGAGGAAGACAUAUCACCAAGUACCCCGAUGCACACCAGUAAUGCCUUGUCUAACUCUUCCAAUAGUCAAACGUUGACGGCUGAAAGCGAAUAUGAGUUGUUUGGUAAAGGGUCGACCAGUACCACCACUAGUUCGGCUGGUACGGUCUGCACAACAUUAAUGGCUGCCGGCAGUGACAGGUCACUCAUCAUAGGUCCGACGGUACCAGAAAGAAAAAGUUCCUUGACGAAAUUAAACAGAGGUCGCCAUAAUAACGUCCACAGCGCCAACGCUAGCCUCGAUAGAAGUCUGAACUCUUCAUUCUCAAAAUCUCCAUUCAGCAGCCUCCGAUACAACCCAGUCACUCGUACAUACACCGAGAAACAAAUGCACAAUCAUUCCUCGCCAGAAAUAAGCGAAAUUCCAACAUCGACUAUUACUAUCACGAGAAAUGUCGGUAAUCACAUGACUGCGGUCGCCGAGAUCCACACUGAGACCGAAAUGGAAAGUGCUAAAAAGAGCACCGGAACGAGCUCGCCUGACUCUGGCCACAACACGUCUAGCUCUCCCAUAGAAGACUCAGUUUCGAGUGCACACGGGAAGAACAGCUUGUCUGAACAAGACUAUUCAGAGUCCUCAGACCUUGAAGGCACCGAUAGAAUAGAGAGAAUAAGAUACAAAACUACGAUAAGCAGCGCACGGAUUCCAUCGCUCUGCGUGAUCACUCCGACCAACUCGGACGAUGAGAGCGAAAGCGGAAACAAAGAUGAAUGUGAAAGUACUUUGAAGAAGUGCGCAAGCAGACCGAAACUAGAAUUACCGCCAGAAGACAAACCUAAACAAGCUAAAAGUCCAACUGAAGCGACUAAGACUACAAAAACAAGCGCACAAACGAAGAAAUCUUCAUUACAACCAUUAAACAGUCUGAUGUGUAAACUAAAAGGUGUCUUGCCAUCUAAACUAACAAGUAAAAAAUCACCAUCACCUAAGGAACUGAAUUCCAGCGACGAAUUGUACGAUGCCGGUGACUACGUGACUAUAGCCGACGUUAAGAAUAACAACCAGAAAGUGAGUCUGAACCGAGGCAUUUACGGCAACAACGAUAUUGUACGGAAGAACUUGCAAACCGUCCUGUCUGGAAGGCUUCCGGACACUGAAUACGUAUCGCUCAACGAACUACCCAACUGCCUGAACGAGAGCAAGGACUACUUAGAGCGGGAAAAACCGUCCCAAGCGUUAGAAGAAGUCCAACGUAAAGGGGCGAAAGUAACCCUCGACUCUCAAGGUCAAGUGGUCUACUCAUCCGACACGUUGCGGCGAAGAAAAGGGGCCCACACGACCUUCGAGCCAGGACCGUUCGUGCAGGAACUCAACCCGACCACCAGCGUGGUUCAACGGGAGACAGCAGACGUCGUCAGAAUCACAGAUGAAACAGACUUUCCAUGCGACCCGCAACCAACAAGCAAGCCAACCUCCCCGCAACUGGGGAAAGUGAUCAUCAAAGCUCCGACAGUGCCCGACGGCCCGGUCACUAAGGAGUUCAUUCCACUGCCGACCCCUAAACCGAGCACCAUCAUUACUGCUUCGCCGGUUACUGAGACCCCCCCCACCCCCACUAAACAGUCCCCAGCAGCGACCAGUGACCCCCCGCGCGUGGUCGACGCCAUCACUAGAACUGGGGCGUACGUUAAUAUUCACGACGCCGACGGUGUCAGCUUGUCACCGACGAAAGACCAUUUAGAAGACUAUCGACAUUCCAGUGCUGACAAGGCCUAUAUGAACAUUCCCCCGCAAGUGAUUCAGGAGCGCGCCCCCGUCAUCGACAUGAGUCCUCUGUCCCCCGCGCUGCAGCCCCCACACGCGGCGCACCUCCGCGGCAGACACGGCGUCCUCAACUACGAAAACCCUACCGAUUCAAGAAGACACCAGCCCAUGUACUGGACACUACCCAAGAGAACCCCUCCUCCACUCGAACCCACUAUACCCCGCUCCAAGACCUACGAACAAAGGUCAGAUUACUUCGCGCCAAAGCCAAGUAUUCAACCCGAUCCUUUCAAAGCGUCUACCAGCCAGGCGAGUGAAGAGUCAAUCCGGAUAUCGCCCAUAGAUCCCCGGUCAGUUGGCCCCUUCAAGUCUUCCACGCCGGCGGGCAAGGAUACUGUUGUGGAUUUAGGGAAAAGGAUGCUGAGUCCAGUCAAGUCUACUAUGACCAAUGAGGAGUUGUACGCAAUCAUUCAUAAGAGUAAAAAGAAAUUGAACAUCAAAGACGGACCGGAGAGGUCGGCGUCGCCGGCACUGUCAACGAUAAGCUUAUCCCCCGUCAACUCAGAGUCUUCGUUGUACAGUAAAGGAACCCAAAGGCAUCCUGAAACAGGGUACCUUGGGGAUCCGAGGUCUAGAAAUAGUUGGUCAACGCCCUCAGACAGAGUUGGAGUGCCGGUACAACAUUCCGCCGUCAGCAGAGUUAACAAACCAGAGACAACAUGCGCGGACCGCUACGGCCCGGUGCCACAAACUUCCAGACUAGACUUCAAGAAACUGCUUCUGCAGCACAGCGUCAAACUCAACACUCUUAACCCUCAGAAGUCUACCAAGCUAUCAGCAGUGGAACAGUUGAGGCUGGCGAAAGAGAGGACACAAACACUGCCGUCGCCUGGUGCUAACGCUAACAGGUCACACGUAAACAUUCUAGAUCUUAGUGGCUCGCCGAAGACCUACGCACAGAGGAAGAUCAUGAAGCCAGCCCCGCAGCCGGCCUCCCCAGGCCGCGCGGGGGCGCUGAUCAAAGAACACAAGUCGAGCCCCAAAAUCGUCCUCUCGCCAAAAUCUCAGUGGCGAUUCUCCAGCCCCAGAUCCGAUGUGUUAUCGUCACCCAUUCCAGAGGCGAACAACGAGGAUGACACCUCAAACAGUUCAGGAGAGAAGCACGACACAUCGCCCAACCAUCCCCAAGUGAAAACAGUGCCUAUAAACACGAACCAGCAUUUCGGUGCGCGGCGCAACCUGAUACCUAUCAACGAGAUAUUUGAAAGAGAUACAGAGUCGCCUGAUUUAGUUGAUCAAGGAGUGUUUCCCUUGAGUGGGGAAAAGUCUCCUGGUCUUACCCGUACGGAAUUACUCCAGGCGAGGAGGGCUGAGUUCUUCAAUACCCCUCCCGAAGCGUCGCCGCCUAAACUGUCUUCAUUCAGGCAGCCCGCCGCCGCCGCUCGAAGCAAGACGCCGGAGAAACGGAUGCCUUCACCGUCUACCUUAGAAACUGCCUUAUGAUACAGAUAAACACGGCACUGUCACGUCCCGUUAGCAGUUAUGAUGUUCAUUAAACUAAGUGUAACUAGUAGACGCUUUAAUCUAGUCUCUUCUUGCUUAUAGUGUCCUCUUUGGACGCACCCAAACCAGUGAUUGAAUUUUAAACACUAUUCAAGUUUUUCUAAUUUGCUCUUAUGGAGGUUACAUUCGUCCGUUUCGUCUCCAAUGUAUAGUCUCUACGGCUAGUUAUUAGCUUUUAAGUAUUUAUUGAAUACACUCGUAAGUUUAGGUAUCUAAGUAGAUUUUAAACUUUUGCAAAGUUUCAUAAGUUAUAAAAAAUACAAUUUUAAUAAAAAUGUGUUGAUUA
Messenger RNA from Plutella xylostella (diamondback moth), 5700 nucleotides. It is a transcript of the gene gukh, whose product is annotated as NHS actin remodeling regulator GUK-holder. Lineage: Eukaryota; Metazoa; Arthropoda; Insecta; Lepidoptera; Plutellidae. Gene Ontology annotation, biological process: cell differentiation. The record is from RefSeq and is a predicted model, not a curated record.